Molecule: messenger RNA, 2041 nt
Organism: Megalobrama amblycephala (Wuchang bream)
Lineage: Eukaryota; Metazoa; Chordata; Actinopteri; Cypriniformes; Xenocyprididae
Product: olfactory receptor 1082-like
Exons: 2
Coding region: 445-1404 (319 amino acids)
Biological process (GO): G protein-coupled receptor signaling pathway
Cellular component (GO): membrane
Molecular function (GO): olfactory receptor activity; G protein-coupled receptor activity
Source: RefSeq, a predicted model, not a curated record
UUAACUCAACUGAUCUUAGAUGUUUCCAAAUAACUUAAUUUAAUCAAGUUCGACCUACAUUAAGUAUUUGAGUAGAGAUAACACGUUUCCAUCAGGUGGAGAUCAUGUUUAAAUCAAGUUCAGACAAAGAGUUUUUCUUUCAAAGAGCCAAAAUACACAAUAACUAUGAAUUGCCAUGAGACUGUGUUGGCUGUAAUUGUUGCAUUUCUCUUCUUGUUUUUUAUCUUUCCUUUAGUGAUUAUGAUUAUGCCAGUUCUGUGCAAUGAUUGGUCAACUGACAAGUCUGGAGAGGCCUGCCAUUUGUAUAUGAGGGAUGUAUAGUUCAGUACAUAUGAGGUCAGAGAAAGUCUUUUUACAGCACUGUGUGCCUGUAUUAGCUUUACUGUAUUGUGCAGCUCUUCACCUUUCUACAGGAUAAACACAAGAUCAGUGUUUGAACUGACCAUGAAUGAAGAUUUCGCUGAAAACAGGAAUAUUUCUAUUCCAUCUUAUUUCUACAUCAGUGGUUUUUCUGGUAUACCUCACGUGAGAUACUAUUAUAUAUUCUUGUUUUUUGUAUACAUUAUUACUGUGCUUGGAAACUCCUGCCUCAUGUUUGUUAUCAUUAUAGACAGAAAUCUUCACACUCCUAAAUAUAUCGCUGUCUUUAAUUUAUCACUGUCAGACGUUUGUGAGAGUACCGCUGUGAUCCCUCAGCUACUGGACACAUUUUUUUUUGGGAAUCAGUUGAUCCCAUAUGGAUUGUGUUUGUACAAUAUGUUCUCUGUCUUUUUAUUUCUUUCAGCGCAGUCACUAACGCUAGCUGUUCUGUCUUUUGACAGAUUCAUAGCCAUUUGUUUACCACUGAGGUAUCAUAUGAUUAUGACCCAUAGAUCAAUGCUUGUUAUAGUUGCAGUCACAUGGGCAGUGGCACUGUUUGUGAUAAUUACUGCUACAAUUUUCAUUAGUAGACUUUCUUUUUGCAGAGUUAUUGUCAUCAUAAACAGUUUCUACUGUGAUCAUGGGCCUAUAUAUCGUUCUGCCUGUAGCAAUAAUUUUCCAAGUUAUGUGAUAGGCAGAUUGUAUCCAAUAAUGAUUCUCGGGUUUCCUGCAUUUUUUAUUAUCUUUUCAUAUACAUGCAUAGCUGUAACAUUGUUCAGAAUCACAACCCCACAAGACCGUCAAAGAGCCACAAAGACAUGUACUGCUCAUUUAAUAUUAGUUGCCAUAUAUUAUGUACCCAUCACUUUUACAUAUGCACUUUCGUCCAUUAUUAACACUAACACAAGGAUCAUCAAUCUCUCUCUGACCUCUGCGCUUCCUCCAAUGCUUAACCCUAUAAUCUACACAUUCAUGACGGAGGAGUUCAUGGUGUCUGUGAAAAGGCUUCUUAAACAGAGAAUCAUAUUCCCAUCUCCAAAAUAAACGUCUUUAUCAACAUUGUAAUCACAUUAUUACUUUUAGACACUUUUCUCUUUUUUUUUUCUUUUUUCUGUGAAUGUUUAGAAUAAUGUAUGCUUCUAUAAUAUCACAGGUUCUAUAAAAAGCCAGACAACAGGUAUCAUGACCUCAUUAACAAAUUUUGAAACCACUAACAAACUACUGUAAUGUAAGCCACAAUUUACAUUAUGAAAAAAAAACUACAACAACAACAAUAAAACAAAUAAUGUGAAGGUUAAAUCAUUGUUCUUUUAGUGUGAAUUUCUUUUGUUCUGACAUACAUUGAAGUCUUUAUUUUACAGUCUUUUCAUGAAUUAUUUUUAUCAAACACUUUCAUUGUGAAAUGCAAAUCUUUUGCACUUAAUCGUUUCAAUAACACAUGCAUCACUACAUUGGCAACUACACAGUUAAUGUUUUUCAAACAAAACAACCUAAAGCACAACAUCAAUGUUUGCUGGCCCGUCCUCGAUUGAAGCACAGGCACUACUCUUCAGCACAAUGGUAACCUCACAAAAAUCAGACAAUACAGAAACACUUUAAAUCCCAAGGCAAGGCAAUUUUAUUUGUAUAGCACAUUUCAUACACAAUGGUAAUUCAAAGUGCUUUACAUAAAAAAGAAUAA